AUGCCUUCACACCCCUCUCCCACUGCUUCAUCCACUGGACGCUCUCCAUCUUUUCCCAACAAGGGUCCCUCCAUGUCUGGAUUCCUGGCCAGUGUGCUCAACUCUUUGCCUCCCGGAGAUUCUAUCAGCUCUGGUACCCAGAGGCAUAGGCCUCAGGCGGCUACUGGUUCCUCCACAAAGGUAGGAGAGGAUGUGAGAAAGGCUAGCACACCUGAGCCUCCAGAGGGCAACAGCUUCUGGGCAAAGAGCAGCGCCAAUUGGGAGACAGACAACUAUACUCUGAACGAGUGA
Messenger RNA from Cryptococcus amylolentus CBS 6039, 291 nucleotides. RefSeq lists its product as hypothetical. Bases 1 to 291 code for a protein of 96 amino acids. Lineage: Eukaryota; Fungi; Basidiomycota; Tremellomycetes; Tremellales; Cryptococcaceae. The record is from RefSeq and is a predicted model, not a curated record. The transcript has a single exon.